Molecule: messenger RNA, 1095 nt
Organism: Ylistrum balloti
Lineage: Eukaryota; Metazoa; Mollusca; Bivalvia; Pectinida; Pectinidae
Product: dehydrogenase/reductase SDR family member on chromosome X-like
Exons: 8
Coding region: 1-975 (324 amino acids)
Source: RefSeq, a predicted model, not a curated record
AUGGGAUCCACUCCCUCCUUCCCUCGAGUGUCUAUCCCGAAGGAUAACAUUUCAGUGGUUACUGGAGGAAAUGCAGGUGUAGGCUAUCAUACUGCUAAAUGGCUAGCCAUGAUGGGAGGUACCGUUAUCAUUGCGUGUAGAUCUGAGGAGAGAGCUAAACAGGCUAUACAACAAAUGAACCAGGAAUUUGCAGAGGAAAAACAAAAGAAGACACCUGGGGUCGUUGACUAUGAUGCACUGAAUCUUGAAUUCAUGCCACUAGACUGCAAUUCACUAAAAUCAGUGGUGAAUUUCGCACAGGUGUACAAAUCAUCGGGCAGGAAACUACAUAAGUUGAUAUGUAACGCUGGUAUCGGCCUUCAGGACAAGUUAUCCCACACAGAAGAUGGCCAUGAGCAGAUUUUUCAGGUGAAUUACUUAAGUCAGUUCCUGUUGGCAUCACUUCUACUGCCGGUAAUGAAAACAUCCGGUGCGGACUGCAGAAUAGUACUGGUUUCUAGCUUGGCCCAUGAAUAUACUCACUUCGAUCCUACGGAUAUCGAAGGAAAGAAAUAUUCAGAACCGAAGUAUGACACCGGGGAAAUAUACGGCAGAUCAAAACUAUACCAGGUAAUGCAGAUGUACCGGUUGAAUCAGGCUAUUAAAAACACUGACGUAGCUGCCUUAUCCCUACAUCCAGGCUUUGUCAGAACGCCCCUCCUUACUACUUUCAGAAGGGGACCCGCAAGGGUUCUGUUGGCCUGUUUGGAUUGUGUUGGCACAUCCAAGAGUCCAUUUGAAGGAGCAUGGACCUCACUAAAUGCGGCUGUUAAUCCGGAACUGGCUGGAGUACGAGAUGUCUACUUCUCCGACUCCAGACCAAAAGAACCGACAUCAGCUGCCAAAAACAAAGCAUUCCAGGAGGCUCUUUGGGAUUACACUCUGGAAUGUCUCAAAGAUUAUCUCCCAGAAGACAUCCUUAGAGAACUAAAAUAACACCUCUGAAAGUAGAAAACCUGAAGGACGAUAUCAAUCAGAAGAAAAAUUCUCCAUCGGAAUACAUUUGAUCUGAAACUUUCUAUCAUAUUUAUACACAAAUGCUGUGCUUUGUGUAAC